AAGCUUGUAAGAAUAAAGAAAUCCAAAUUAAUUUGUUGAUGCAGGUGACAUAUUGUAGGAUGAAGUAUGCCUUGAUACAGUUGAGCAAAGGUGUGCUAAAGGGGACUGCUGCCAAUAUAGUUCCUGUCUUGUUUGGAGAGAGACUGCCAACAUUGUGAAAGAAGGACGUAACGCUCUCCCCUUUUAACUCCCACUUUGAUCUCUCUCAGGUUUCAAGAUGUAUAUCAUUUGGUGGCUAGUUCCUCUACAAGAGAGUGCACUGUGUAGAUAAUUUUGUUUUACAACGCCAAAGUAAUACUGCUUUAUUUUUGAAAAAUAGUGGAAUAUGUAAGAAAAGGAGCAUGAAGAAGAUAGCACACUGAAUGAAGGUGGAGCUGAGAUUUCUAUUUCAGGUACAAACUAGCAAAAGGACUUGCUGAGAGUGAAGUCCAUGGUUCAGAUAUUGGAAUUAUUACGCAACAUGCUGCACAGGUGCUAUAGAGUGUACCAUGUUGUUGACUUACAAAAGAUGUUGAGAAGCAAUGAGGAUAUAAGCCAAAGGGUGUGGAAAUAUCAACUGUUGCUUCAGAUGUUGACAAGCAAUGAGGAUACGAACUGGGAAAUUGAUGUUUUGAGGCUAUAUGUUGCACCCACUAUCCUAGUGUUGGUGCCGUGGCUGCGAUGGACUUUGGAAGGUGUCAAUCCUUGGGUAGUCAAAACCUAGUGACCAAGUGGAGGAGAGAGAAUUGGCACUGUAGCAAAAAUAUUGGCACCUAUAUCUCAAGGCGCAAGGAUCAAGAAUGUCUAGACCUUAGCUGAAGACAAGCAUUUGUGGUUUGUGCAUAGUGUCAACACUCAGGACCCAAGUGUUGAGACCCUUAGUUGCUGACACCAUUUUUUAUGUAUGUUAUACUUGUACCCAUUCUCUACAUGCGGAUUAUCUUUAUAGGGGAUGAUUUUGAUCUAGACUAGGUCCCAAGAUUUUUUCCCAAUUUGGGUUUUCUAAGUAAAAAUUUUGGUGUUGA
Rubroshorea leprosula is the source of this 1004-nucleotide messenger RNA. Lineage: Eukaryota; Viridiplantae; Streptophyta; Magnoliopsida; Malvales; Dipterocarpaceae. The record is from the annotation of a GenBank genome assembly.